This is a messenger RNA of Paramecium octaurelia, 220 nucleotides long. Lineage: Eukaryota; Ciliophora; Oligohymenophorea; Peniculida; Parameciidae. The record is from the annotation of a GenBank genome assembly.
AUGACUCUCCAUUGCAUGAUCUGCUAUGUACCAUUAUUUGAAAACAUCUUUAACACUGUACCAUUAUCCAUAUAAGAUUGGUACCUUUCUUAUUUAAUAUAAUUUUAGGAUUCUAAUCAUUGGAGUAUCUGCACCUGUAGUUUUAGUUGAUGAAGUUCUUAAAUUCUUUUCAAGAGUUAGAAAUGCCAAAUUGUUGGAAGAGAGAAAGAAAAUACAAUGA